AUGAUGUUCCAGAGCGUGACGUGGGAAGUGGAGUCGAAGAAAUUACCGAAGAUUAACACCACGAACGUCAUGAUGCCCGACGGAAGUUACAAAUCUAAUACACUCUCUUGCGUAAACGAUAUGCCAACCCGCCGAGGCUCCAGCCAAGCUCCGUGGACAGGCGAGAGGUCGUCCUUGGAGUCUUCUCGUGGUCUCCUCCUCAAGGGCCAGAUGUACAUCCUCAAGGACUCGAACAUCGCCCUCUUCCUCUGCAUUCCGCUUCUGAACAACCUCGUGGAAAUGCGGGAAACAGGUCUUUUCCUCAACGACCUGAGUAUGCACGACCUGAGCAGGGAAAUGGUGCUCUCCGGAUGGCAUCACUGUUCCAGACUCCAGAUCAUGUACAACCGCGCCGAGGAGGACUCCAACAAGCUCGAGGACGCCUACAUGAAGGUCGAGGAAGCCAAGACGCGGGCGGAUGAUCUCCUGUACUCUAUGUUGCCGCGUCAGGUGGCUGAUAUCCUCCGCCAGGGGAAAAAUCCGCUGGAGACUUGUCAGGCCUUUGAGGAAGUGUCCGUCCUGUUCGCCGAAGUGUCUUUGAUGGAGGACCAGGAUCUCACUCACACCGUCAACAAAGUCUACCAGACGAUUGAUAACAUAACUGACCAGUAUUCCGUCUUCAAGGUGGAGACAGUCCUGGGCGUGUACAUGGUUGUGGGCGGGGCUCCGGAAUACCAGCCCGACCACUGUGCCCAGCUGGCAUCCCUCGCUCUUCACAUGGUCAGGCAGAGUGAAGAAUGCAAGACACAUAACCUGCGAAUUGGUAUCCACGUGGGCCCAGUCGUGGCGGGCGUCGUGGGCAUGAAACUACCGAGAUACUGCCUCUUCGGAGACACCGUUAACACUGCCUCGAGAAUGCAGACGAACAGCCAGGUCGGCAAGAUCCACAUAAGCGAGAUCUGCGCCAAGCACCUCGAGAAAUUCAACUUCCUUACAACAUUCCGAGGAAAGUUACAGAUUAAGGGCAAGGGCGAGAUGAACACUUACUGGCUGGAGGGGAGGAAGGAGAGUGCCAAGUCGUCGUGGAAGUGAUGGAGGAAGAGCCUUUCCAGGUGCCUCAUCCCCGAGGGCGUCCAGGAGAGGUAUUCCCCUUCAGCGGGCGUCGACGGAGAGGCAGCGGCGGGGGCGAGAUUUUGUCGCCCGUAGAGAUUUCGGGUCGCUUGUGGAAAGAACGAUUUUUUUUUUUUUUUUAAUUCGUAUCUAUCUUUCUUUCUUUUUGUUGUUGUUGUUGUUUUUAUGAAUUCAAAAUGGUGUGUUUGUGUAUGUUUUUUUUCAGUACCUUUUUUAUUUAUAUAUCUUUUUUUGUUACGAAAGCUAAAUUGAUUGUGUCUUCUUCAUGUUAAACCUGUUGGGAUACCAGGCUGUGGAAAAGAGAUGUCCCACAAGUUCCGUUGUAAAGGAGAGAAUGUGUUUACCCUUUUCUCUCUUCCUCGGUGAAGAAAUGACAUUCCAGUACCUGCGGAAAACAAUUAAGAGGUACGACAUGAGUAAUAGAAUACGUAAGGCAAAAGUAAGCUUAAUAGACGUCCUGUCCUUAGUGCAAAUCCGUGUCUUGAUCGAGGACCUUUGUUUAAAAAAGAAAACUAAAAGGAUAUACUGCAUUUCAAUCAACAAGGUCUUCACACAAGCUUAGCGAAGGACCCGGUAGAAACGGCAGCUGCGUUACAGAGACCCGUGGCCGCUGAUGUAAAGCUCUGCCACAAAGCUUUAGAAGUGCGUUAGGGUUCAGGAAAGGACUGUUCUGUGUCUUUGUGGAGAACCAAAUGUAUCGUUAGACUCGUGCAGUAUUUAUGGCAUUGUGUGAGCUUCUGUGUUGUCGAGGCGAGAAACUGCUAGACUGUUGUUUGAUAGCUUAAAACAUAUCUGCCUUAAAUGUCUUUAUGUGGGCACCAUGAUACACUGCAUUUUAGAAAGUCCAUGCUAUUAUUAUUAUUUUUAUUUCUAUAGAUUCGAUCAAUUAAUAGAGAACAGGAUAUUAUAAUACAUUACAAAUUUAUUGGAAAACCAUUACAAAAAGAAGGUGCUCAUUUAUUUAACAAGAGAUUUCCAUAGACUUAUCACAGUAAUGAAAUGAGGAUAAUAUCUAGAUUUAUAUACACACAUAUAUUUUCCUAUAGCGGAUGACUAGAGAAGAUAGAACUAUUUUUUAUUGAAUGGUGGUACAGUGUUUAAUCUGGAUGUGAAAUAGAUUUGUAUUAGUUUACGAGUGACAAGAUAUUUAAUUAAAUGCAUUUAGAUCCAUUAAUAAAGUAAUUGCAUUUGUAAAGGUGUGUCGUAAAUAAAUGAAGUAUUGAAUAACUUCAUUACGUGCUUUGUUUGUGUAGCUGGAGGUGAAGUAACAAUGGAAUAAAGCUUAUAGUAGAUAAA
This is a messenger RNA of Penaeus chinensis, 2406 nucleotides long. RefSeq names its product soluble guanylate cyclase 89Da-like. The record is from RefSeq and is a predicted model, not a curated record. Gene Ontology annotation, biological process: nitric oxide-cGMP-mediated signaling; cGMP biosynthetic process; response to oxygen levels. NCBI's taxonomy places the organism in Eukaryota, Metazoa, Arthropoda, Malacostraca, Decapoda, Penaeidae. Gene Ontology annotation, cellular component: guanylate cyclase complex, soluble. The transcript is spliced from 9 exons. Gene Ontology annotation, molecular function: guanylate cyclase activity; oxygen sensor activity. Bases 1 to 1071 code for a protein of 356 amino acids.